This is a messenger RNA of Nothoprocta perdicaria, 1006 nucleotides long. It is a transcript of the gene PDE6D, whose product is annotated as phosphodiesterase 6D. The transcript is spliced from 5 exons. Gene Ontology annotation, biological process: sensory perception of light stimulus. The record is from RefSeq and is a predicted model, not a curated record. Gene Ontology annotation, cellular component: cytoplasm. The coding region runs from base 36 to 488 and encodes 150 amino acids. NCBI's taxonomy places the organism in Eukaryota, Metazoa, Chordata, Aves, Tinamiformes, Tinamidae.
CAGCCCCGUCCGCCCGCGCGCCGCGCGGCGCCACCAUGUCGGCCACGGACGAGCGGGCCAAGGAGAUCCUCAGGGGCUUCAAGCUAAACUGGAUGAACCUCCGAGAUGCAGAAACAGGGAAAAUCCUCUGGCAAGGAACAGAAGAUCUGUCUGUACCUGGAGUGGAGCAUGAAGCUCGAGUUCCUAAAAAAAUCCUGAAGUGCAAAGCAGUGUCUCGGGAGCUAAACUUUUCCUCAGCAGAACAAAUGGAAAAAUUCCGCCUGGAACAGAAAGUUUAUUUCAAGGGGCAGUGUCUAGAAGAAUGGUUCUUUGAAUUCGGUUUUGUGAUUCCUAACUCCACAAACACUUGGCAGUCCUUGAUAGAGGCAGCACCUGAAUCACAGAUGAUGCCAGCUAACGUUUUAACCGGUAAUGUUAUUAUAGAAACCAAGUUCUAUGAUGACGACCUCCUCGUAAGCACUUCCAGAGUGAGACUUUUCUACGUUUGAGAUGGGGCUUUUUGGGGCUGUUUUAGUUUUCCUCCAUGCAGUUCUUGGUGCAGAACCCCCUGACUAUCCAGUGGAAGACACUUCCUGUAGGCGGUGACCCUGGGGACCAGCUCAACGUGGGUUGUGACCUUUGCCCAUCCGUUCUUUUGCUUUCUGCUCCGACAAGACCAGACCAAACCCUCAGAGACAUGGCCAGCUGCUCAGCGAAGGGUUGGGGAAUAAAGACGGUCUCUGGAAACGGGCAAACAAUGGUCAUGCAGAACCAAUACUGUAAAUUAUGUUAGUCUCAUCCUUUGUACUUCUCUGGAUCUUGCUGUAAUCUCCCAUUUCCACUCACACCACCUCUCCGUGCAUUUUGGUUUUUUGGGAAUUAAGUUAAUCUUUCCAUUUCUCAUGGUUUAGUUUUUUAUCCUUUCACUGGAUUUCUGUGUAACUGGUCCACAUGUCCUCUUACCCUGAACUUGUAAAAUAGACUGUGAUAUCACCUAAUGUAAUUAAAACAAAUUUCUCAAUUAAAA